Messenger RNA from Knipowitschia caucasica, 558 nucleotides. The record is from the annotation of a GenBank genome assembly. Lineage: Eukaryota; Metazoa; Chordata; Actinopteri; Gobiiformes; Gobiidae.
AUGAAAGUUUUUAUCGUCUUGUGUGUCGUGAUGGGGAGCAGCUUGGCCAGCGCUCAAUCUAUGACCUGCGUUGAUAGAGUGUGUGGCUGCUGUCAAACCCAGAAACACCUUCAACGCUUGGACCAGUUCUUCACCGAAGUUUACACCAAGUCGUAUGAAACGCUCAACAAGACCAAGCAAGCUCUCGAUAGCAGGAGAGCGGCUCGAGUUUCUUUCUCCGCCGUCCUCACUGACACCUCUCAGGACUGCACCAGCCAAGAAGCGACUACUGUGCCACAACGCGUCAUAUUCAACUCGGUGAGACUGGACAGUAACAGCUACUCCACCACCACCGGGGCCUUCACCAUUCCCCUCUCUGGCGUCUAUGUUAUCGCCGUCACCAUCUCCAAUUUCGACAACUACAAGUCCUGCGCCAACAUUGUUGUGAAAGGCGAAGUAGUGUAUAAGCUCGAUGAGAGAUCCGUAUCCGAUACCCAGGAUAGUGCCAGUGCCGUAGUACAAGUGUUCCUCUCCCCCGGCGAUGUGGUAUUGAGCAAAUACAAGCUGACGCAAUGUUAA